AUGAGCGGCAGCCAGAACACGGGACAUGGCGAGCAGGGAGGUGGCUGGCAUCCCCUAAAUACACCAAACGAUUUAUUGGACUGGUUGGAGGCACAUAACCAUGAGGAUGAGGAACGGAAUGAGGAUGAGGAUGAGGAUGAGGAUGACGACGACGAGGAGGAGGAGGAGGAGGACGAGGAGGAGUAUGGAGGUGAGUCUCCACAUGCCGAACGACCGCAAUCUCCACGCUUAUCUGACCGUGCCACAAUUAACGAUGAAGGCGGCGGGAACGGCAUCGAGGUUGAGGUUGUCCUUGAAGAGGUCGUGGAGGAAGGCGAAGAUAACGGAGAGGGCUCCCAUGGUGGCGGGGCGGGACCCGUCGUCGGUGAGCCCCGAACACGGCUCCUUAGGAUAGGCGGCGGUAAGGAGCUGCUCGUUCCGCCAGGCGGCUCUUUGACGCAGCGCGAGUUUCUGGCACUUCUUCGAGGACAGUACAUCAAUCCGACAAUCAUUGAUGACGGCGGCGGGGGGCAACGCUUUGCUUGGAACAUCGGCGGCUUCGAUGGCGCCAAGGCUUUUCCCAAGGUUCCCAGUGACGAAGGCAGGAAGCUGAUGGAGUCCGGCGUAUUUGGUGCCUAUGACAUAAGGGCACGCAGCCGCAGCCGCAAGGUUUUAGCCCGGAGGCUUCUCGACCGAGAGCUGGGCGUGAAUGGCCCGUCAGGUCGAAGGAUCACCCAGGGCCUCAUGGCGCAGUCGAUGAUACCGUCGUCAAAGCCGGAGAUGGUUAUCCACUACGAUGACCCGGUAUGUUGCGGGCAGUUCUCGGACGAUGGCAACUUCUUCUACGCUUGUGUCAAGGAUUUCAAGGUGCGCAUGUACGACACGUCGAAUCCAUAUCAGUGGAAGCACUACAAGACCGUCCGGUACCCCUAUGGCCAGUGGACCAUGACCGAUGCAGACCUCAGCCCAGACAACAAGUGGCUCGCCUUCUCGUCCCUCCAGCCCACCGUGGGCAUCGCAUCUACCGAUCCCAACGACACAGGCGAGCCCUACUCGCUCGAUCUGUCUGGAGACGGUAGCUCUGGCCACCUGGAGUCCAUGUUUGGCGGCUUCGCCAUCUUCUCGGUCCGCUUCUCCGGAGACGGGCGCCACAUCGUGGCCGGCACAGGCCACAAUUCCAUCGUGGUGUACGAUAUCGAGCGCCGCAAGUCGCUGCACAACGUUGUCGGCCACAGUGACGACGUCAACGCCGUCUGCUUCGCCGACAAGUCCUCGCCCCAUAUCCUCUACUCCGGCUCAGACGACUGCACCAUCAAGGUGUGGGAUACCCGCAGCAUGGGCGACGGCAGGGAAGCUGGCGCCUUCGUCGGCCACACGGAGGGUCUGACGUACAUCGACACCAAGGGCGAUGGGCGGUACGUGCUCAGCAACGGCAAGGACCAGAGCAUGAAGCUGUGGGAUUUGAGGAUGGCCAUGUCGACGUCGCGCUUCGAGGAGCUGGACCCGACCGCCGUCACGAGGGAGCGCCAGUAUGAGUACGACUACCGCUGGCAGGAGUACGAGGAUUACCAGUGGUUCCCGCAUCCCCACGACAACUCGCUGGUGACGUUCCGCGGCCACAGGGUGCAGAGGACGUUGAUCAGAUGCCACUUCUCGCCACCCAACAGCACAGACUCUCGCUACGUCUUCUCUGGCAGCCACGACGGCUUUGUCUAUGUGUGGAACCUGGAUGCGACAUUGGCGGCCAAGAUCGACGUGCAGUCCGUCACGAAGGGCGGUCCAACACCCAGGGCGACGAAUCGGAGGCAUCGUCUGCAUUACCGGGACACGCGCGGCUGGGAGGUGCUUGUCCGGGAUGUCGGCUGGCAUCCGAAUGCGCCCAUGUUGGUUGCUUCGUCAUGGAGCGGCCCAGCUAUGGACGGUGGGACCGCUUCGCUGCACGCCUUCAACGAGAAUGAAAGUGACGAGGGCGACCCGGCAAUGGGCCUCAAGGUGAAUGAAAAGUUGAGGCCGCAUCGGUUGUGA
Chaetomium strumarium is the source of this 2004-nucleotide messenger RNA. Its product is annotated as WD40-repeat-containing domain protein. The coding region runs from base 1 to 2004 and encodes 667 amino acids. Gene Ontology annotation, biological process: proteasome-mediated ubiquitin-dependent protein catabolic process. NCBI's taxonomy places the organism in Eukaryota, Fungi, Ascomycota, Sordariomycetes, Sordariales, Chaetomiaceae. Gene Ontology annotation, cellular component: Cul4-RING E3 ubiquitin ligase complex. Gene Ontology annotation, molecular function: protein binding. The record is from RefSeq and is a predicted model, not a curated record. The transcript is spliced from 4 exons.